AUGGAUCAGGUACUAGAAGAGAUAUGUGCUAAUCUCUCACUGAACAAGGCGAAAAAAGUUCCUUUGGCUGAAACGGUUGGAAGGAGUCCAGGAACUGGGUUUCAAUCAUAUGGAUGCAAGCAGAAAUAUGGUGUUCUUCAAAUUCAAUUCUACAGUAGAUCUACAAAGAGUUCAACAGGGAUCUCCAUGGACGAUCGGCAGCUUUUUGUUCUCACGGAGGUCAAUGAGGAUGAUGUUAAUGAUCAAGUUGAUUUUUCAUGGGUCCCAUUUUGGAUUCGGAUCCGGGGUUUGCCCUAUAGUCUGAUGAACAAAGACGCAACAGUGUCGAUUGGAAACAUGAUUGGUCAAUUUGUUGAGUCGGAGUGUGAUCAGGAUGGACUUGCUAUCAGAGCGUGUUUGCGUGCUCAAGUUUCCAUUGACAUUACAAAAGCGCUCUGCCAAUAUGUGGAGGGGGUCGUCAGGUGGAAAUUGUAG
Molecule: messenger RNA, 474 nt
Organism: Oldenlandia corymbosa var. corymbosa
Lineage: Eukaryota; Viridiplantae; Streptophyta; Magnoliopsida; Gentianales; Rubiaceae
Source: the annotation of a GenBank genome assembly